AUGUGCCCUACAUAUGUUGUACUUGUAAACGUAAAAGACCUGGUGUUGGUCUCUCCCUCCCUCCCAGCCACCCCACGAACGACACCGCCAGAAACUGUUCAUGGCCCUCCCACUCCUCCCAUGGCCGUGUUCGAGUCGGUCAGGAAGCGCAACAGUGGACUGGAUGUUCCGCGUGUGGGCGUUUCUGUACUCCGUGGUCGUCUUUGGCGGGCUCCGGAUCCCUUCCAGACCCAUCGGCCGGGGCCAAACCAGGCCCACCUUCCGGCACACCGCCUCGAGAGUUUAGUAAUGUAG
Molecule: messenger RNA, 294 nt
Organism: Sporothrix schenckii 1099-18
Lineage: Eukaryota; Fungi; Ascomycota; Sordariomycetes; Ophiostomatales; Ophiostomataceae
Exons: 1
Coding region: 1-294 (97 amino acids)
Source: RefSeq, a predicted model, not a curated record